AUGCAACGUAAACUAGAUUAUGAUGAAACAACUCAAAUAGGUUCAUUAACAAAGAAAAUAAAAACUUCGAAUAUAAUUAUGGAUCAAACAAAAUUAAACAAUAAUAAUAAUAAUAAUAAUACUAGUAUAUCAUUGAACACCAAACAAUCGUUACAUACAUUUGUAAUGAAUACUGACAAACAUUCUAAAAAUAAUGCAUUAAAAUUGGCUAUUUUGUCUCAGUUACCAACUCAGUCUUCAUCAUCAGUGUUUCCUAGUCGAAAACGACGAUAUCGUAAAUCUCAAGAAGUCUAUAAUGUUAAUACUUUAAUACCUUGUUCAACAACACAAUCAAAUGGUGAAAUACGAAAGAAGUCGGAUCUUUCUUGCGUUGUUUGUCGUGCUGUUGCACAUGGAUACAAUUUCGAUGCAAUAUCAUGUGAAUCAUGUAAAGCAUUUUUUCGAAGAAAUGCACUUUUUAAUACGGAUCGAUUAAAAUGUCGUCGUGAUGGAACUUGUGAAAUAACACAUGAAACAAGGCGUAGAUGUAAAUCAUGUCGAUUAAAAAAAUGUUUUGCUGUUGGUAUGCGAAAAGAAUGGAUUUUAACCGAAGAAGAAAAAUUACAUAAGAAACAUCGUAUUGAAGAGAAUAGACGACUUCGAGCAUCUAAUACAAAUUAUCAUAUAUCAUCAAAAGAUUCUAUGAGAACACAUGAUUUAAAUUUACAAAAUGAUUUUCUUGAUAAAAUUGAAAAAUCUUCAUUGAAAUCUAAAUCAUAUGAUCAAUGUAAUAAUAUUAUAAACAAUGUUGUUAUAGCUUAUCAUGAUAGAAUCAAAUUGGAUCUUACUGGUUAUGGUUGGUCAUAUCCAUUAGCACGGAAAAUUACUGGUUUAUAUCAAAUAAUUAAUGCAAAAAAUACUACAGCACUUCAUCUUAUAAGCUUUUAUAAAAGUUUACAUGAUUUUGACAUUCUUAGUGAAAGCGAUAAAAUCAAUCUAAUCAAAAAUAAUUUACGUUAUAUAUUUUUUUUCAAUGCUUCUCUUAAAUAUGAUCCAGUUCAUGAUGUUUAUCAUGAUGAAAAUACUAAUGAUAAACCAUUGUAUGGUGUUCAUAUUUGUGAAGCAUAUGGUAUUGAUCAUUAUGUUCGAUGUACAAAGAUUAUACGUGCCUUACAUUCAAUUGUUCAAAUUGAUAAACGUAUAAUGCAAGUUGCACUUGUCAUCUUUCUUUUUUCUAAAGGUCUUUCGAUCACGACAAAUUCAAAUGAACCAUCAAUAAAUAAUUAUAAACAAAUAUUUCAUAUACAAAAUAAAUAUGCUAAACAUUUAUGGUUAUUUAUCGAGAAAACUUAUGGAUAUAUUCGAGCUGUUCAUAUUUUUUCAACAUUAAUUAGUAAAUGUUUACUUAUUCAAGAACUUAUUUGUGAUACUCAACAUGAAGUAUAUGAAGAACUUGAUAGAUAUCAAGUAUCAUCUUAUCUACAGAGUAUUAUACAAACAGCAUAA
Rotaria sordida is the source of this 1485-nucleotide messenger RNA. The record is from the annotation of a GenBank genome assembly. Lineage: Eukaryota; Metazoa; Rotifera; Eurotatoria; Philodinida; Philodinidae.